GAUGCCAGGCUUGGAGUGAGUUGGAUUAGCAAGCUGAUUUAACUGAAAACUAACAGAAGAAAAAAGAAGGGUGAAAGUUUGGAUUGUCCCUUUGUUGGCAGCCUUUAGAUCUACUUAAGCCAACUGCAAGCCUGCAGGUUCAGCGUGUCUUCCUAAGAUAACCAAUUGGAUACUGGGCAAACAAACAAAAAGAGUAAUCAGACUCCACUGACCUGUUUAACCCUGAAUGUGAAGGAUGAAAAGCAGCAACCGGUUUCUGUGGAGCAGGGCUUCUGAUGGCACUUGCUUCUUUCCUUUUGGACUAUGUUGACAUAAAAACAUCGAGAUACUGACUUGAUAAUGUUGUGAGUUUACACCCACCAGACUGUGUUCCAUCACUUUUUGAAGCAGCAGCUUUGGUAAUGCACUGCUAACAUGGCUGAACAAAGGCAACGUGCUUUGUCAACAUCGGGGGAAGCAUUAUAUGGAAUCCUGGCUCUAGAAAAGGGAGCAACACAUGACGAGAUUAAGAAGUCCUACAGAAAAUUGGCUCUGAAAUAUCAUCCUGACAAGAAUCCUGACAAUCCAGAGGCUGCAGAAAAAUUUAAGGAGAUCAACAGUGCUCAUGCAACACUGACUGAUCUGGCCAAGAGAAACAUAUAUGACAAGUAUGGAUCAUUAGGGCUCUAUGUGGCUGAACAGUUCGGUGAAGAAAAUGUUAACACGUACUUCAUGCUCUCUAGCUGGUGGGCAAAGGGCCUGUUUGCAGUCUGUGGCCUGUUGACGGGCUGUUACUUUUGCUGCUGCCUCUGCUGCUGUUUCAACUGCUGCUGUGGAAAAUGUAAACCCAAAGCACCGGAAGGGGAAGAGCGUGAGUUUUGUGUGUCUCCGGAGGAUCUGGAAGAGCAAAUUAAGACUGACAUGGAAAGAGAUGGAGAAGCUCCUAUUGUGCUUCAGCCGACUAACGCAACUGAGAAGACCCAGCUCAUCGGGGACAGCCAUCGGAGCUACUGCACAGACUCCUAGAGGGGGGCAAGCGCAAACUGAUGGCGCUUCCCAGUGAGUGCCACAGUGAGCUAAGAGAUGUGAAAAGCUCUGUAGCCUAUAUUUGUAUUUGCAUUUUAAACUAAGCAGGAAAACCUGAAAGUAAUUUCCUAUCAAGGCUGAAUCCCCGUGUAAUCCACUUUACAUAGGUUCGUAUCUAUAUUCUGCAAGGAGAUACUUACAGUCAGUGCAGUGCUGUAUGGACCAGCAUCCUGGCCUCCCAUUGCUCAGCAUGUCCUGUCCCUAGUAAUACUCCCUUUGAUAUGAUUCCUCCUUGCCUGCCCCAGCCCAGCCAGGCCAGGCCCCCAGGCCCUCUCUGCACGCCCCAGCUCCGUCACUCCCUGCCCACGAAAGCUCCUCAUUUGCAGCAGUUUUGCUGGCUAUGAAAUAUCCCUGUGAGGGAGGUACGGAGAUGCUUUUUAGCAGACCUCAAAGGAAAAGUCGGUAGCAGGGUGGAUGGAGCUGCCUUUGCAAAAGAGGAAGCGCUCCUUGGAAAGCAGUUAGAGGCUUGCUGGGGCCAAACCCUGGCAAUUAUAAAUGCAAGUCAGAGUGCAGUACUCCAGGAUGGGUCUCUUGGUGGAUAAAAUGCAGAUCUCCAAAUCUAGGAGACCCAUCCAGCCCCGGAAACGCAUGUAUGCUCUGUGCACGCACACAGGACGGUGUCUGCACAGGUUGCAGAACUGGGAGAUGGUGGGCAGAGGUGCCGUGAAGGCGGAGGUGGGGGGUGGGCUGCACCAGAGGAGCCACCCCGGGAGCCUCUCCUCUCCCCCACGCAGCCGGAGACGGUCCCAUGGCGAAGCCCUCCCGUCCUUGCCGCCCCUUGCCCAGGCCAGGCAGCCCGGGCUUUUCUGACUGCACCUGCAAUGUGCUGCAAACUGAUCCCCAGCCAACACGUUCCCGCCAACUUGCUUGUUCGGCUGCGGGCCUGGCUGCUUUCCCAGCCGCCCCGCUGACACCGGGAUGGGAGCCACGGCGCUCCGGCUGCGCCUGGCCCGCCAGAGCGGCCAGGACUUGGCAGGGAAGGGACGCAGCGGGAAGAGCGACUGUCCUCUUCAGAGUCCUUUUCUUAAGUGCGAGUCCAGGGCUUCCCCUCUCCCCCAGGCACAGGGCUUUAAGAGCACACCGCACAAUCUUUAAAAAAUAGGCAGGGAUGAGAAGCAUGUUAAACAGCAUAUCCAUGAAUACACAAAAUGCUCAGUUUUGAGCAAAAAUGUGGUGGUUGCUUGUGUCCUUAAAAUUAAUCAGGUGUGCCUCCACGCAAGUCAGUGGAAUUACAUGUGGAUACAGCUAAAGUAAGCAUAAAGAAAUUAGGCCCUUCAUUUGCAAGAGCUAAAUGCAUACUUCUGAGAUCUUAAACUUAGCGCUUUAUGGGUUUGACAUGGCAGAGACAGCUGAAGUUCUCUGUAUUGAUUAUGUUACAUCAAUCAUUGUCAGUUCUGUACAUUUGCUAUUUUUGUUCUUCUAGUCACAGUGCUGCAGUCCAAAGGGGGAUGUAAUGUACCACUGAAUUAUAUACACCAGAGAAUAUAUUGUUAGUCAAAAGUGUAAUUCUUUUCUUUAAAAUUGUAUUCUGUGGUUGCGAAACAUUAUUGUCUUCCUCCUGUUCUCACCUUUCGCAUCAAAUGUCAUUCAGUGGCAGCUAAAUGUAUGAGAAAUCAAUGUGUUUUAUAGCACUAGCUAUAACUCCAAAGUUAAGAAAUGCUACUUCUAACCCUUCUUUAAAGUUCCUAUAAUGCAUGGAUAUUUUAAAAGCCAUUGAUACCAAGUUAUAUAUCUGUUCUCCUGGCACAGGCAUUAGGGCCAGCUAAUGCUCCUGUUAUCCUUGGAAACAGCCCUAUUUUUGCUUCAGCAGGAAGAGGAGAAGGCCUGAAACCAUGAGACGCUCUUUGACCUUGCCCUCCCUCGCCCCUGCCGCAGUGCCCACUAGUCCCCCCUGUGCAGCCCAGUGCCACCGUCCUGCCUGCUUAGCACCUGGAGCCGUGGCCCGGAGGAGGGCAGGCUCAGUGGCACCACCCUGCUGCUAACGAAACCAGACCCUGGCAGUAGCCUGAUGCCACAAGUCUUCUCGUCAGGCUUCUUAUGCAUUGGGCUGCCAGUAACACCAGCCAUCUGUGUGCCCGUGGGCAGGGCACAGCCCACUAGUUACAUACGGUACAGGCACCAGCACCCACUCGCCCUAACACACACAUCUUUUAGCUUUAUUUGCUAUUGCCUUUUGCAUGGUGUUAAUUCUGGUAUAAGAUGUUACCACUACACCGUGGAGUAGAGAGAGUAUGUGGUACAUAAUACAGUAUGCAGGAUAAGGGAUUCCUAAGUUUCACUGUCUGGUAAAGAAAUCUGCUGUGAAAGUGUGCAAAUGCUGCCUAGUGACUAUUUCCAGCAGAGGUGUCCAAAGAUUACUGAAACCAAGGAAAUGAUUUCCAUUGGCUUGAGUCGUAUCCUGAGUCCUGUGGUUCUUUUCCACUUUUUCUAAAUGAUGGAUUUUUCUUAGGAAAGAUUUAGGACUUGAUCUUGCAGCAUGAUGCAAAUACAGGCAAGCUGCUGCAUGUUUGCAAAGCUUUUUCACUGCAAUGAGGAUCUUUACAGAUAAACCAGAAUACAUUAUGUCGGUUAGCCAAAAACCUCAAAACUGAACCAAUGACCAAGCCUCUGGAUAGGAUCUUCGGUAUUUGCAACUUAAAAAUCUGUGUGUCUGAACCCAUGGUUUUAUUCCAACACGGCAACUUAGUUUUCGGAGCACCAGAAUAUUUGCCACGCUCACAGCUGUCAGGGUCAGCUGUUCUGAGGACACAUGGAAAAAGGACAAGUAAGGAUUUCAGAACUUAGCUCUUCAAUGUGAUUUUACUCAUUCGUUUGCUUUUCAGCAAAGUUCCUAGAGUCAACAAUUUAUGCCUACCUGUUUCUGUGUAAAGUUCAGUUGCGCUCCCAUUAAUCUUGUCGAAGUGUAUGGUUCCUCACAUUUUUAUUCUGUUCUGCUACAUUUAUUUAUAUGUAAAGCACUAUAUAUUCAAAUUUACGUUUGCUGUCAAACAAUAAAAGGUCUGACUAAUAA
Molecule: messenger RNA, 4075 nt
Organism: Dromaius novaehollandiae (emu)
Lineage: Eukaryota; Metazoa; Chordata; Aves; Casuariiformes; Dromaiidae
Gene: DNAJC5B
Product: DnaJ heat shock protein family (Hsp40) member C5 beta
Exons: 6
Coding region: 415-1005 (196 amino acids)
Source: RefSeq, a predicted model, not a curated record